AUGGCGUCGACGGCAGGGUACCUGGCGCGGCGGGCGGCGCAGAAGGAACGGGUGCGCCUGCUCUACCGCAGGGCGCUCAAGGACACGCUCAACUGGGCCGUCCACCGCCACCUCUUCUACCAGGACGCGUCGGAUCUCCGGGACAAGUUCGAGGCCAACCGACACGUGGAUAACCUGGACGUGAUCGAUAGGCUCAUCGACGAUGCGGAGGCUCAGUACAGGAACUUCCAGCACCCCGAUCCCUACAUUGUUCCAUGGGCACCAGGUGGCAGUAAAUUCACAAGAAACCCCCCUCCUCCUCAAGGGAUCGAGGUCAUCUACAAUUAUGGCAAGGAGGACCAGUAA
Molecule: messenger RNA, 345 nt
Organism: Miscanthus lutarioriparius
Lineage: Eukaryota; Viridiplantae; Streptophyta; Magnoliopsida; Poales; Poaceae
Source: the annotation of a GenBank genome assembly